Messenger RNA from Struthio camelus australis, 749 nucleotides. Lineage: Eukaryota; Metazoa; Chordata; Aves; Struthioniformes; Struthionidae. The record is from RefSeq and is a predicted model, not a curated record.
AGCGCGCAUGUUUGCCAUCGGCUGCAGCAUGGGCCCCUUGAUGCACUACUGGUACCUCUGGUUAGAUGGAGCCUUUCCUGCAAGCGGCUUUAAGGGCAUGAAAACGGUCCUGAAGAAAGUCCUCAUUGACCAGCUGGUGGCAUCGCCAGCCCUGGGAGUCUGGUAUUUCUUAGGCAUGGGUGCCCUGGAGGGCCAGGCCCUGGAGGAGAGCUGGGGGGAGCUCAAGGAGAAAUUCUGGGAGUUUUACAAGGCUGACUGGUGCGUGUGGCCGGCGGCUCAGCUCGUGAACUUCCUCUUCCUCCCACCCAAGUACCGGGUGGUUUACGUGAACGUGAUUACGCUGGGCUGGGACACAUACCUCUCCUACCUCAAGCACAGGCAUAAUCAACCCCUGAUCGCUGAGCACGACGCGCAGCACGGGAACGAGCGCAGCAUUGGGAUGUGAGCAGGCAGCGCUGAAGCCGUUCUCAAGGACCGCUACCGUGUUUUCAUAAGCUGCCCAGCGCUAAUCAGUUACUUGGGUGUCUGUCGAAGCUGCGAGUGCGGCGAGCCUGGGCAGGAGCCGGCUCGCGACGGCCACGAACAAACUCUCAAUCCAGGGAAGAAAAACGGUUCUUGGAGACAAUCACACUCAUGGGCUGCGCUUCACGGCAGCCAGAGGAGAUCUUGCCAAUUAACUUGUCUACUGAUUGCAAUUAGGGGCUUAGGUCAUAUUUUAGAGACUCUUGUAUAAAAGGCUAUUGAAUAGA